AUGAGGAGAGGAGAACAGGAGAAGCCGAGAAGAGGAUCGUACAGAAACAAAAUGAGAAUGAGGAACACGAGGAGACACGAGGAACAGAGGAGACGCGAUGAAGAGUAUUGUACAAAAUCUAGGGGAAACACUUUAUCUAAUGUUUCUAGCAUUCGUACAAGUGUGGAUAGUAAUCUCAAUAGUAUCAAGGGGAACACACCAUCCAAUGUUUCCAGCAUUCGGACAAGAGUGGAUAACAAUCUCAAAAGCAUUAGGGGAAACACUUUAUCUAAUGUUUCUAGCAUUCGUACAAGUGUGGAUAGUAAUCUCAAUAGUAUCAAGGGGAACACACCAUCCAAUGUUUCCAGCAUUCGGACAAGAGUGGAUAACAGUCUCAUAAGCAUCAGGGGAAACACUUUAUCUAAUGUUUCUAGCAUUCGUACAAGUGUGGAUAUUAGGCUCAAUAGUAUCAAGGGGAACACAUCAUCCAAUGUUUCUAGCAUUCGUACAAGUGUGGAUAAUAGUAUCAAAUCUUCAAAGUAUUCUCAAUAUUCGUAA
This is a messenger RNA of Vicia faba (fava bean), 537 nucleotides long. Lineage: Eukaryota; Viridiplantae; Streptophyta; Magnoliopsida; Fabales; Fabaceae. The record is from the annotation of a GenBank genome assembly.